ACUUUCUCCCAUAGAUGACCAGCUAUCCGGUAUAAAUUAUUAUUCGUGUCUUUCUUUACCAUUUCCUAAAAAGGUCAAGGUUGUUUUGCCGGUGGGUCGCCUUGGAAAAAGAAACUGCAGGAAGCAAAAUAUAUUUUACUAAAAAUGCCUGAGGCAAUCAGAGUUGUUGUGACAGGAGCAGCUGGGCAGAUUGCCUACUCCCUGCUGUAUUCUGUAGCGAAAGGAGAUGUUUUUGGAAAAGAUCAGCCAAUUGUUUUGGUGUUGUUGGAUAUUACACCAAUGAUGGGUGUUCUUGGUGGAGUUGUCAUGGAGUUGAAAGAUUGUGCUUUUCCAGUUGUUACAGAAAUUGUUGCCACCGAUGAUUAUGAUACAGCUUUCAAGGAUGCUGAUGCAUGUAUGCUUGUUGGCGCAAUGCCAAGAAAAGAAGGCAUGGAAAGAAAAGAUCUGUUGGCAGCAAACGUAAAAAUAUUCAAAGGUCAAGGAGAAUCGUUGAAUAAGGUUGCUAAGAAAACGGUCAAGGUAGUAGUUGUUGGUAAUCCUGCCAAUACAAAUGCCCUGAUUUGCUCGAAGCAUGCACCAAGUAUUCCUAAAGAGAACUUCUCUGCCCUCACCAGGCUUGACCAAAACAGAGCAAAAGCACAGGUGGCAGACCGUGUUGGAAGGAGUGUUGGUGAUGUUUCCAAUGCUAUAAUUUGGGGUAACCACUCAUCUACGCAGUACCCAGAUAUGAGACAUGCUACAGUGAAAAUUGAUGGCAAGGCUGUACCAGUCCAUGAUGCUGUCAAAGAUGACAAUUGGCUGAAAAACGAAUUUAUCUCUACUGUGCAGAAGCGUGGAGCAGCUGUCAUAGCAGCCAGGAAGCUUUCCAGUGCCAUGUCUGCAGCUAAUGCCACCUGUGACCACAUGAGAGAUUGGUGGUUUGGCACUAAGCCUGGUGAGUGGACAUCUAUGGCUGUUAUUUCCGACAAUAAUCCAUACAAUGUACCAGCAAAUCUUAUGUACUCGUUCCCUGUAGAAAUCAAGGAUGGGAAAUGGUCCAUUAAAGGCGGACUGGCUAUUGAUGAUUUUUCACAAGAAAAAAUGGACAUCACUGCCAAGGAGCUUGAAGAAGAGAGAGAUGCUGCCCUUGUUGUUGUUGGUGAUAAGAAAUGACCUCAUAAAUUGUAAUAAAGAUCUGCAGGAGAACAGAUCAUAAAUAUACUUCCUAUGUGUAGUCCUACUCUGUGUGAAAGUAACACUAUUGUGCUUUUAUUGAAUAUAAUACUUUAGCUUUAAUUUGUAUAUGUGAAUGUAUAAAUAACAAAAAUAAAUAGUGCUAAUUUCUGAAAAAAUCACACACUGCAAUCGAAGAAUUUAAUUCUAUCACAGAAAAUUAUUUCAACUGUUUCUAUACACAAAUUGUGCUUUAAUGAAAACAAGAUGGUUUGGUUAAUUUUUGUUUUUGUUUUCUGAGAGAUCACUGCUUUUUACAGAUUUUGAAAAAGAAAUUAACCUGGUGCUUAGUGAUAUAUACACAAAGAAUUCAAUAAAUGUAGGAAAUAAACA
Ruditapes philippinarum (Manila clam) is the source of this 1545-nucleotide messenger RNA. Its product is annotated as malate dehydrogenase, cytoplasmic-like. Gene Ontology annotation, cellular component: mitochondrion; cytosol. The record is from RefSeq and is a predicted model, not a curated record. Gene Ontology annotation, molecular function: L-malate dehydrogenase (NAD+) activity. Gene Ontology annotation, biological process: malate metabolic process; tricarboxylic acid cycle; oxaloacetate metabolic process. Bases 145 to 1152 code for a protein of 335 amino acids. The transcript has 8 exons. Lineage: Eukaryota; Metazoa; Mollusca; Bivalvia; Venerida; Veneridae.